Molecule: messenger RNA, 1755 nt
Organism: Phialemonium atrogriseum
Lineage: Eukaryota; Fungi; Ascomycota; Sordariomycetes; Cephalothecales; Cephalothecaceae
Product: riboflavin transporter MCH5
Exons: 2
Coding region: 51-1505 (484 amino acids)
Biological process (GO): protein histidyl modification to diphthamide; transmembrane transport
Cellular component (GO): membrane
Molecular function (GO): transmembrane transporter activity; 2-(3-amino-3-carboxypropyl)histidine synthase activity
Source: RefSeq, a predicted model, not a curated record
GGGAAGGAAUGCAAAUUUAGACCUCUCCGGCCAAGCUUGUCAAAUCGUAAAUGAUAUCCGCCCCUUCUAGUGCAGAGGACAGCUGCCUAAAAAACCACACUUACCCUUAUAGUACUCCGAGCCUCGCUCAGACGGGUCACGAUGGUGACCAGGAAAUGCAAGAGAAGCAUGGUGAAUUCACGCUAGAACUGCCCGCGGGUAGCACCGGAGACUCUUCGGCGAGCUGCCGCUCGGGCCGGGAUGUAACCGCAACGGCUCCGGACACCGACCCGGACUCGGAUCCGGACACCUUCCCCGAAGGCGGGACUGAAGGAUGGCUCGUUGUAUUUGGCUCCUUCUGCGCCAUGAUGUCCGUCUUCGGCCUCAUCAACUCGGCCGCCGUCUUCGAAUCGUGGUUCUCGACCCACCAGCUCGCCGAGUACAGCCCGUCCGAGAUCGGCUGGAUCUUCAGCCUGUACCUGUUCUUCGUCUUCUUCGUUGGCCUCCAAGUCGGGCCUGUUUUUGACGCCUAUGGACCACGGUACCUCGUCCUUGUCGGCUGUGUCCUUAUAGUCGCGAGUCUUAUGCUCCUUGGUUUAUGUGAGAAAUACUACCAGAUCCUUCUCUGCUAUUCCGUCCUCGGCGGACUCGGGGGAUCGCUCGUGAACUCGCCGGCUUACGGCUGCAUCGCGCACUACUUCAGCGUGCGGCGCGGCUUCGCGACGGGCAUCGCGACGACGUCGGGCGGCAUCGGCGGCAUCGCCUUUCCCCUUCUUCUCCAGCACCUGUUCCCGAAGCUCGGGUUCGCCUGGACCACACGCAUCCUCGGCUUCAUCCUGCUGGGCCUCUCGGUGCCGGCCAACCUCUUCCUCCGCUCCCGCCUCCCCGCCCGCGGCCGGGUGCAGUCCGUCUGGCCCGACUUCACCAUCUUCCGCGACAAGUCCUACGCCGUCGCCACCGUCGGCGUCUUCUUCAUGGAGUGGGGCAUCUUCGUGCCCAUCACCUUCAUCGUCUCGUACGCCGCCGCGCACCAGCAGGACGCCACGAAGUCGUACACGCUCCUCUCGCUGCUCAACGCCGGCUCCGUGGUGGGCCGCUUGGUCCCGGGCCUGCUGGCCGACAAGCUCGGCCGCUUCAACGUCAUCAUCCUCACCAUCGGCCUGUCGGCCGCCACGGUGCUGGGCCUCUGGCUGCCCGCCGGCGACUCGCCGCGCAUACUGCUCGCCUUCGCCGUCCUCUUCGGGUUCACGAGCGGGAGCAACCUCAGCCUCAUCGCGGUGUGCCUCGGCCAGCUCUGCGAGCCCAGCGAGUACGGCCGCUUCUUCUCCACGGCCAUGAUGGUCGCGAGCUUCGGGACGCUGAGCAGCCUUCCUAUCGCAGGUGCGCUGGUCAGCGUCGGGGGGGAUGGCGAGUCCGGUUGGAUCGCUGCCAUCAUCUUCUCGGGAGCCUCGUACUGCGUGGCCUGUGUCUGUUAUAUCGUCGCCAGAGGCCUCGCUGUUGGAUGGGGUCUCAAGACGGUCUUUUGAAGAUUACGACCGUCUAGAGGGCUCUGGGAGACGUUUCUCGAGGGCUAUGAAUUAUGACUUGGGGGAAAUGCGCAUAGCAACACAUUCCACCUGCUAUCGAUUCGCUGUUUCGCCCCAUACAUACAUCGACGAUCAUAUAUCACCAAGCACUGUCAAUAUACGCCUAGAUGCUCAUAUAGAGCUUACAUUUACCACUUACAACAUAAAUACAGUUCUCUUCUACAAAAUUCGAUGUGACGCAGUAGUUGGU